Trichoderma virens Gv29-8 is the source of this 2237-nucleotide messenger RNA. RefSeq lists its product as uncharacterized. Bases 540 to 1469 code for a protein of 309 amino acids. Lineage: Eukaryota; Fungi; Ascomycota; Sordariomycetes; Hypocreales; Hypocreaceae. The transcript has a single exon. The record is from RefSeq and is a predicted model, not a curated record.
CCGCUUCUCUUUGCUCCAACAGAGGAAACAGGAACAGGAGUCCUUUGAUCAACUGAGCAGCGCAGCACUCCCCCGGUCACAGGCAACGACCUAUCGAUGUCGUACCAGCUACUUAGUCUAUACUUCGACACGAGACAACCCGAGUGACUCGCUGGGACAGCACCUGGUAGCUAAAACAACAAAAAGUCCGCGCAGAAUCGCCACAUUACUCAGUACCCCCCGUGUCACUUCGGCUUGCGCCGUAUCCAGCCUCCGCCCUUGGUCAUUUAAAGGCCAUCAUUGACAAACCAAUAUCCGAGGGUGCCGACCUCGAGACAACCGGAGGUUACCAAUUAGAGUCUGCUCUUUUGCGCAAGACUGCCCCACGGCAGCACAUCACCAGCAGCCGCCUCAAUCGUAUCUUGGUCGCCAGCAAACGCCCUACCAAACGCCGUAGGGCAGAAGAGUGCCGUCUGACCGCAGGAAUAGUGCGACUUGGCAGGGACCCCGGCUGACGGCGCCAGGCCGAAUUUCCAUAAGCAGUCACCUCCCAGUCCACCAUGCCCGUAACCAAUCGUGGAGGCCUACCCGGCGCCGACUACAAUUACUUGAAAGCCCAACCGCCCUCCUGGGAGUCUGUUCGAACCGGACUGUCUAUUUUUGCCUUGGUCAUCAUUGCACGCUACUGUGUGCAGACGAUCUACCGAUGGCUUAGACCAACCGCGAGGCGCAACACUGCAACUCUUCUCCCCACUAACAACCUGCCGCUCCAGAGACAGUACAAGCCACACCUUGGGCCAAUGGACGAUGAAAAGAACAUUGAAGGGGUCAACGACCAACACGAGGACUUGAGGGCGCCGGCUACCACCACCACGACAACGACGACGACGAACACGACGGCCGCCAUGGAUCGGCACCCGCACUGGAGAAGCGCUGGCGGCACCUUGCCAGGACCCUUCAUCUCCCGGCUGCCUCCCGCGCCACCUUUGACUCCGCCGGAGCUGAGCACAGCCGUCUUCACCUUGGACAACGAACGGUCCCCCAGCAGCCAGAGCUUCAUUCACCAGCCCAACCCCGAUUACAUGUCUUCCACGUCCACCACGGCUUUCCAGACAGGCAGCCCAGACUCUGCCUCCAUCCCGCGGCGGCGAUCCUACACUAGGACGCUCCCCAUUAGCGUCUCUGGGUCUCACUCUCCUCAAGCGCAGUCGCCCGAGGCUGAAUCCGUGGAUCCAACCUUUUCGCCGAGUUCCUACCCACCGUCGGCCGGGUUGCUGCCGCCUGCGCCUCCCUCAGGUCUUGGCUCCGAGCUGGAUGAUCACGCCCAUCGAAACGUCGACGUCCAAGGCGAGAUUCUCUCGGUUCUCGAUCGCGACGGAGCUGGCUGGACUCGCCAUACACGUGUCUACGGUGGCGGAGCCUGUCUAGCGUGCGCUGCCAGCGGCGGUGGUUUCUACGGUGCUACUGUGACUCCAGAGGAGAUGCGGUGAUGGGCACGAGAGUGAGAAGGGAGAAAGAAAGCCCAGCCAUUUCAAAAGGGGGAGGGGCGUGUGUGCGUGUGCGUGUGCGCGCGCAACAUCUGAUGCCUCAGCCGGACCAACCCGGACCUCGCUAAUCAUUUCUCUGUUUCUCUCUGUUGUCCUUCCUUUUUUUUUCCCACCCCUUCUGUUCUCUCUUUUCUGAGAAAGCAGCGCUUGCAAGGGGGAGGAGCGGAUUGCUGCAUUAUCUUAUGCAUGAAACUAAGUCGGGAGGCGCAGGAUGCUUGUUUUAUCCCUUUGCUCUUUUUUUCCUUGUCCCGAUUUCACUUUUGUUUUCUUCACAUGGGGUGGCGCCUCGUUACAUCUCCUUGUUUCAACCUUGUUUCCCCCAGCUCCCCUUUUUUCCUCUUUUGCUCUUUCAGCUUUUCCCCCACCAGCUUACUUUGACUUGUUUUCGGUUAGAUGGCUGCUCAUUGUCACUGUCCUGAUUGCAUGCUCUUGAUCCCCUCCCCCUGGUAUUUAUUUAUUCUCAUUCAAAAGCACUUUUUAAGCUGCACUGUAAUAUGGAGUCAGUUCUGUUUUAUUGGAAUGUAAAAAAAGAAGGGUUGUGAUUGGGCCCUUGACGUUUUCCCCUUUCCUCCUGUUUCUCCUCCUCCUGGUCUACAGCUUAUUAGGUUAUGAAUAUUACGACGAUAUGAUGACUCUAUUUCUUUCUAAGACUCUUUUUCUUUCCUCUUAGCUUGCUAAAUAUUUGAAUAAAAGAAUCCUGUCAGAAAAUUC